Messenger RNA from Cyprinodon tularosa, 2600 nucleotides. RefSeq names its product E3 ubiquitin-protein ligase TRIM21-like. Lineage: Eukaryota; Metazoa; Chordata; Actinopteri; Cyprinodontiformes; Cyprinodontidae. The record is from RefSeq and is a predicted model, not a curated record. Bases 54 to 1781 code for a protein of 575 amino acids. Gene Ontology annotation, molecular function: zinc ion binding; ubiquitin-protein transferase activity; protein binding. The transcript is spliced from 2 exons. Gene Ontology annotation, biological process: protein ubiquitination.
AAAUGAAAGUGAAAGCUAGCCAGAAUCAAGCCUGAGCUGCCGUAGAAAAACACAUGCCUGUUCCUCCUGAAGACGAACUAAGUUCAUCUUUUCCUUCCAAACAACAGACUCUGAUUCUGAGUUCAGACAUGUCUUCUAGCAGCAACCUGCGGUCUGAGGAUCAGUUCCUGUGCUCCAUCUGUCUGGAUGUCUUCACUGAUCCAGUUAGCACACCAUGUGGACACAACUUCUGCAAAGCCUGCAUCACUCAGCACUGGGAUGUUAAUGUUCUCUAUAAGUGUCCUCUGUGCCAAGAGCAGUUCACUACUAGUUCUCAGCUUAGAGCAAACACCUUCAUCAACGAGAAGGUUUCUCAGUUCAGACGUGAAGCUCAGCAGGAAGCCAUCAGCAGCAGCAGCUCAGAGCAACAAGCUGCCAAACUAGGAGAAGUUCCCUGUGACGUCUGCACUGGAACCAAACUGAAGGCCCUGAAGUCCUGCCUGGUGUGUCUCCUCUCCUACUGUCAGACUCACCUGGAGCCUCAUCUGACAGCUCCACGUCUGAAGAAACAUCAGCUGAUGGAGCCUGUGGAGAACCUGGAGGACAGGAUGUGUCUGCAGCACGAUAAACCUCUGGAGCUGUUCUGUAGGACCGACCAGACAUGUGUCUGUUCGCUCUGUUCUGUUUUGGACCACAAGAACCACGAGGUUGUUCCUCUGAUAGAAGAAUUUGAAGAAAAAAAAGAAGGGCUGAGGAAGACAGAGGAUGAAGUUCAGAAGAUGAUCCAGAACAGACGAGUGAAGAUUCAGGAGAUCAAAGAGUCUGUGAAGAUCAGUAAAGAUGCUGCAGACAGAGAGAAAGCAGAAGGUGUUGAGGUCUUCACUGCUCUAAAGGAGUCUGCUGAGAGAGGCCUGAAGGAGCUCAUCAAGGAGAUCGAAGACAAACAGAAAACUGCAGAGAAACAGGCUGAAGACUUCAUCAAAGAUCUGGAACAGGAAAUCUCUGAGCUGAUGAAGAGGAGCUCUGAGGUGAAGCAGCUCUCCCAGUCUGAAGACCACCUCCACCUCCUCCAAAGCUUCUCCUCCCUGAAAGCUGCUCCACCCACCAAGAACUGGACAGAGGUCAGAGUCCGUCCGAAAUUAUACGAGGGGACUGUAGUGAGAGCUGUGACUCAGCUGGCGGAGAAACUUAGGAAUCAGAUGAUGAAGGCUGAGAUGAAGAGGGUCCAGCAGUCUGCAGUGGAUGUGACUCUGGAUCCUGAUACAGCUCAUCCUGACCUCAUCCUGUCUGAUGAUGGAAAACAGGUGAAAGAUGGAGAUGUAGAGAAAGAUCUACCAGACAAUCCAGAGAGAUUUUCCUUGUUUGCCAAUGUAUUAGGACGUCAGAGUUUCUCUUCAGGCAGUUUUUACUUUGAGGUUCAGGUUAAAGGAAAAACUGACUGGACCUUAGGAGUGGCCAGAGAGUCCAUCAACAGGAAGGGAAACAUCAUACUGAGACCUCUGGAUGGUUACUGGACUGUGGGUUUAAGAAAUGGAGAUGAGUACAAAGCUGCAGCUGGUCCUCCAGUCCGUCUCCAUCUCCAUUCUGGUCCUGAGAAGGUGGGGGUGUUUGUGGAUUAUGAGGAGGGUCUGGUCUCCUUCUAUGAUGUAGAUGCUGCAGCUCUGAUCUACUCCUUUACUGGCUGCUGCUUCACUCAGAAACUCUACCCAUUCUUUAGUCCGUCUCUUAAUCAUGGAGGUAAAAACUCUGCUCCUCUGAUCAUCUCUCCUCUUAAUCAGGCUGAUCUACAAGACGUUGUGUAAGAUCCAAAGUGAAUGUGUUUGGCAUUAUCAAAAGGCAACACACCUUAUGACUGAUAAUGUGUUUUGUAUUGAGUCACCUGAUCAAUUGUAUGUGUUAUUUAUUGGUUAACAAUGGCAGAGUAAAGAUCAAAGAAUUGUAAAUGAGGCAUUUAUCUUAAUGUGUUGAUACGUGUGCUGCAGAGUCGGAUUAAGUUCCUGUUAGGUAGCCACAGUACUUGCAUGAAGAAUGAAACAAAGCAUUGGAAAUGGCAACACAUCUACGAUGUGGUGCAUUGUCUGCUCAUAUCAACAAUUCUGUUUAGAAAAAAAACAUGCUUAGCGCUGACAGGAAUAUCUCAGACUUAUGGUUCAUUUUAGAGAAUUAUUUAGGUUUAUUUGGCUUGAGACAGCGAUUACUUGUUGAUCAUGUUAAAAACCUGUGGGCUAAUACAUGUUGGUGAGUGUUUAACAGCUGUAAUUAUUUUAAAAAAUAUAAAUUUGGAUGAGCAGUACUCUCUGGUAUAGAUAACAACCGAAAGUGUACGUUCUUCAGCUACAUGCAGCCACUUUAUUACAUUUAGAUGUCCUCAAUCUGCAGAUAUGUAGAAUAUAUUGGUGCAGCUAAAAUACAUAAAUUUUAAUCCAUAUUUGAUAUCCAUCUUUGACUUGAAGAGGAGGAAUAGGUUGCAGACUCACGUUUCCAGAAAAAGGUGUCUUUUAUUGAAUCUAGUCUGUGUGGGAUGUUCCAAUGGUUGUCUUGUUUGAUGGUGGUUGGACAGGGUUUACCCAGACUGCAAUUGUUCCUUGGUGAACGGAGAAGCUGACUGCCACUUAGAUUUC